This is a messenger RNA of Protopolystoma xenopodis, 366 nucleotides long. The record is from the annotation of a GenBank genome assembly. Lineage: Eukaryota; Metazoa; Platyhelminthes; Monogenea; Polystomatidea; Polystomatidae.
UGUCCCAAAUCGCGUGCCGGCCUCAGCGCCAGCAGGACUGUUGGUGUUGAUCUCACCACCUCGACGGCUUCUCGCAAUGCCAGUCAUUCGCUGCCAUCUCUCGCCGCCUUCCUGCCUCAGGCGACCUCGACACCGGCCACCACAACGGCAGUAGAGAAGAAUCUAGUUUCACUGGCCGGAGUCGAGCAUAGACCAGCCGGCACCAGUGAUCCGCUUCCUUGGACAAUUCCUGACGCCAGCCCUAAGACUGGCCAGACGCCGGCCAACGAUCUUAUCUCGUUCUCUGACUGGCCAAAUGUCAAUACUCUUCUUCUGACCGGCGCAAAUCAGGUGAGAAGCAACAUUGGGCCCAACUCACUUUUCUGA